AUAUGCUGGAUUUCUGCAGUUGCUGGAUGCAUGGUGCGGCUGCUCUCUACAUGAUGUGGCUGCUCUGGUUGCAUGUUGCAGCUGCUCUGGUUGCAGUAGUGAAGCUGCUCUAGUUGCAGUAGUGCAGCCGCUCUAGUUGCAGUGGUGUGUUGCUCUGUUGCAGUGGUGUGUUGCUCUGUUGCAGUGGUGUGUUGCUCUGUUGCAGUGGUGUGCUGCUGUGGUUGCAGUAGUGCAGCUGCUCUAGUUGCAGUGGUGUGCUGCUCUGUUGCAGUGGUGUGUUGAUCUGUUGCAGUAGUGCAGCUGCUCUAAAUGCAGUGGUGCGGCUGCUCUGGUUGCAUGGUGCUGCUGCUCUGCUUACAAGGUGCGGCUGCUCUGGUUGCGUUGCGCGGCUGCUCUGGUUGUCGUGGUGCGCCUGCGCCGGUUGCCGUGGUGCGGCUGCGCCGGUUGCCGUGGUGCGGCGCUCAGACUCAACAUGGCGGAAGGUGAAAAUCCAGUAAACGCGCUCCAGUUGUGUACGAGAUGGUGGGAGGCAUCAGAUCGGCGGUCUGCAAUACUCCAGUAUGUGGCGGAGAAGGUCCCCCGUAUUUAUUGCCUGCAGGCUGAACCCCAGCCUCUGGAAGAAGAGGAAAGGGUACAGGAACUCAUCCUGCAGCCUUUGGGCUACUUCCUGUUUGGGGAGGAACCUAGUGUCGGCCUAGAGAAACUCCAACAAAGAAGCGGGGGCUCUACCUCUCAGCUGUGUGGGCGUGUUUUUAAAGAGGGAGAGACGGUCUACUCCUGCAGGGACUGUGCAAUAGACCCUACCUGUGUGCUGUGUAUGGACUGCUUUCAGAACAGUGUACACAAAAGUCACCGCUACAAGAUGCAUGCAUCAUCAGGAGGAGGCUUCUGUGACUGUGGCGAUUUGGAGGCCUGGAAGAACGGCCCCUGUUGCUCCCAACACGAUUCCAUAGCCAUGGAAACAGACGAGUGUGUGUUGGAGGCAGCUCUUCAAGAACGGGCUCAGGUGCUGUUCCAGGUUCUGUUUCAGUAUGUUACUGAUCUAAUGGUCUGGGAAGAAGAGGAUGAACUUCCAGUGGAGUUGGAACCUAGAUCAACGGAUAGCAUGUACUACUGUGUGCUUUACAAUGAUGAGCACCACUCAUAUGAUCAUGUGAUCUACACUCUUCAGAGGGCCAUCAACUGUAACCACUCUGAAGCUCAUGCACAUACUGCUCUUAUUGACAAGGAGGGGCGCAGAGCUGUCAAAAGAGGAAGCCUUAGAACUUGUGAACAAGUCAGAGAGCUUAUAAAGUCCAGCUCAGAACAUAUUACCCAGCAGCCCUUGCGAGUGGAGCUCUUGCGUUCAGCUGUCAUGGCUCAACAGACCUUUGCCCUUAGGUUGUGUACCUGGUUACAGCAGAUCAUUGGCUACUCAGUGGGCUUUAGGCAGGUGUUUUGCCAGGUGGCUCUUGAGCCCAGUGCUGACAGCAGUAAACUUUGUUUGAUCAGCAGACUCAUGUUGCAUGAUGCCAGACUUUACAAAGGAGCUCGCAAGGCUAUCCACGAGCUGAUUUUCUGUAGCCUGAUGAUGGAAACAGAAUACAAGAGGCAGUUUGCCAUGAAAUUCACAGAGGUUUGUUGUAUUCCCACAUUGAUAAACAUAGUAUCAAAAUACAAUACCCUGGGAAGACUCCUGGUAUUAUCUUUGUUUUCAUGCGUCUUUCAUCAGCAUUACAAGCAAUUACAAGAGGAUUUCAUUAGAGAUGACCAUGAGCGGAACAUCUCCAUUACAGCCUUGUCUGUACAAAUCUUCACUGUUCCCACUCUGGCCAGGCAGCUGAUUGAAGAGGGCAGUGUGAUAAAGGUGAUUAUCGACACAGUAAUGGAGAUGCUGAGGGAACGUCUAGACAUCAACCAGCGCUUUUAUUUUCAGGGCUAUAAUUCUGACAAGUUCUUCAGAGUUCAAGUGAUAUUCCAUGACCUCAAGUACAUUUUAAUCAGUAAACCCACAGUAUGGACUGAACAGUUAAGAGAAAAGUUCCUGGAAGGUUUCACAGUUUUUUUAGGUUUCCUGAAAUGUAUGCAGGGAAUGGAGGAAGUCAAAAGGCAGGUUGGUCAGCACAUUGAGGUGGAGCCAGAAUGGGAGGCAGGUUUCACAAUUCAGAUCCAACUCCGCCACAUUCUGUCUAUGUUUCAGGACUGGUGUUCCUCUGAUGAAAGACUUUUACUGCUAGCCUUUCAGGAGUGCCACCGUGCGCUUCAGUGCUGCACCAACCAGCCCUUCCACAGCGAGCCCACGGAUUCCUACAUGUGCAAGCAUAUUCUUCAUACCCGCUCUUACAAAGUCUCUCUAGAACCUGUCUCUAUCCACCUGCCCAUUACCAGACUCUUAGCUGGUUUGUAUGUCCUCUUGUGUCGAACAGGCGCUGUAAAAUACCUCCCUGACUUUGUGGAUUCUGAGCAGAUGGAUUUCCCCUACUUUGCUGAGUUCCCUUUGCGUUGUGUGGUCCUAGCUGCUCAGGUGUCUGCGGAAAUGUGGCGCCGAAAUGGCCUUUCCCUUGUCAGCCAGGUCUACUACUAUCAGGAUGUGAAAUGCAGAGAUGAGAUGUUUGACAAAGACAUCAUUAUGCUUCAGAUUGCUGCUUCCAAAAUGGACCCCAAUCAUUUUGUCAUGCUAAUUCUACAGAGAUUUGAGCUCUUUGAGAUAUUUAAUGGAAAUUGCUCAAGUAAAGAUCAGGAGCUUCAAAAACAGUGGAACAGAUUGACAGAAGAAAUGCUCUCCUUGUUGAUUAUCAUCACAGGUGAGCGGUAUGUCCCUGGGAUCAGUAAUGUAACUAAAGAGGAUGUGACGAUGAGGGAAGUGAUUCAUCUUCUGUGUAUAGAACCUAUGGCACACAGUAGCAUGGUUAAAAACCUGCCUGAAAAUGAAAAUCAGGAAACUGGGCUUGAAACCGUUAUCUCAAACGUUGCCACAUUCCGGAAACCUGGUGUUUCUGGUCAUGGUUUAUAUGAAUUGAAAAAGGAAUGUCUCAAGGAGUUUAACCCCUUCUUUUAUCAUUACACCAAAUCACAGUACAGCAAGGCUGAAGAUGCACAGAAGAAGAGAAGGGCCCAGGAAGGGAGUGACAAAGCUCUUAGGCCUCCAGUACCACCUCCCUUCUCCCAGGCCUUCUCCAGCAUAGUGCAAUUGCUAUGCUGUGAUGUGUUUAUCCAUGUGCUGAGGAGAGUGCUGCAGAGGGCAGUUGAGGAGCGUUCUGCUCUGUGGACCGAAGCCAUGAUCCAGAGGGCAUUGCAUCUUGUAGGCCAGGCUUUGCUAGAGGAAAAAAAUCAGUUGGAGGCCUGUACAGUUGAAGAAGUGACAUUUGACUUCAGUCUCAAAGCUCGGAAAGUUGGCUCAGACCACGGCAAGUCAUUGUUUAAUUUUCUGUCCAAAAUGAAGUCACAACCUUCUCUUGAAGCUCACAAUGACAUGAUAAGUUGGACACUACAGAUGUUUGAGAUUGUGAAGUGCCUUCGUGAGAAAUCCAUCCCCUCACCUUCAUAUACAGCAGACCAGGCCAAGGUAGAGGAGAGCAUUCAUGAUAAAGAGAAGGCAGAGCGGAAAAGGAAGGCCGAGGCUGCUAAGCUUCACAGACAGAAGAUCAUGGCUCAGAUGUCUGCCAUGCAGAAGAACUUUAUUGAAACUCACAAGAUGCUGUAUGAUAAUAUGCCUGAGAGUGGGAGUCAGGGCGAGUCAGUGGUCUCAAUUGAGAGCAGCAUAUUGGCGCUAGAGAGCCGUGUGGCAGUCGGGCCUAAGCACGGAGUGUGUCAGGCUGACUGGGAAACGCUCACUUGCAUCCUGUGUCAAGAGGAACAGGAGGUACAGGCUCAGGCUCCAGCCAUGGUUCUUACUGCCUGUGUUCAGAGAUCUACAGUUCUCACCCAGUGCAGGGGCAAAACCCUCUCUCCAAAUGAAGGCUCUUAUCCAUUGUUCAUGCCUCCUGAUCUAGCUGUGGGCAUACACACUGGAAGCUGUGGACACGUUAUGCAUGCCACCUGUUGGCAGAAAUAUUUUGAGGCGGUACAGAGCACCACUAGGAACCGGCUACAUGCUGAGCUGAUUAUAGAUCUGGAGAAUGGAGAGUACAUGUGCCCACUCUGCAAAUCUCUCUGUAACACUGUGGUCCCCCUUGUUCCCAUGGAGCCAAGCAAAUUUAACUAUGAGAGUGCUGAAAUGAUUGGUCAGAUUCUCACUCUUCCUCGUUGGAUACAAAACGUGCUCGCUCGGAUCAAAGGACUCAGAAUCCUUCAAGGAGCUGAAAAUAUAACUGGGACAGGAAAAGAGGAAGCUGGGUUGUUAGAGGACACACAGACUGACUUCAGGUCAAUCCUUAGCUUUGGAGUUCAGCCUCCGCCAAAAUACUCAAGCAGUAUAAUGGAAAUGCUGGUAGUGUGUGCCACCACAGUGCACAGGGUGGGUUUGCAGACAGCACCCAAUGAACUGUGCCCUCACGUGCCUGUCAUGACCUGGAACACUUGUGCCUACACCAUUCAGGCUACAGAAAACAUGCUACAAGAGGAGGGAAAAGCUCUAUUUGGAUCUCUGCAGAACAGACAGCUGUCUGGACUCAAAGCGCUGGUACAGUUCUCUGCAAUUCAGCGAAUGAAGAGUUCUCAAAAUGUUAUUCAGAAGCAUUUUACAGACAUGCUAGCAGUGUUGUUGCCUGUGCCUAAUGCAGUAAAAACACCCACUAUUUUGGAAGUAGACUUCUUUAAUCUUCUGGUGGGGUUAGUUCUGUCUGUUCCAGUGAUGUACCAAGAGGAGAGUGUUGACCUGCAGCCUUCAGCAAUCAGUUCUGCAUAUAAUCAACUCCACCUAGUGCACCUAGUCACCAUGGCCCACAUAGUACAGGUCCUACUAUCAUCACAGGACUCGAAUGCAGAAGCAGUAGGUGGAGGAGAUGCGGAGGAGGUCAGCGCAGCAGCAGCCCUGUUGUCUACUGUAUCAAAGCACACAGACGGGCUGAAGUCUGGUGUAUCUGCCUCCGUAACUGUAGACACAAUAAAGAGAGGUGUUCUACCCUUUCUGCGCUGUGCAGCACUUUUUUUUCAUUGCCUUACCGGAGUGCCUCCUCCAGAAGAGCUGUCAAGUACUGCAGUGUCCUGUGAAAAUCAGUUGCCCCUUUUGUGUAGUUACCUCGCUCUGCCCUGCAACCUGUUUCAGCUCUUCCAGGACCACCAGGACACCGCAACAUCCCUAAUACAGUGGUGGUGUGGGAAUAAAUCCAUAUCAAACAUCCUAAAGGGAGAAAUGAACAUCAGGUAUCCACGGAGGAGAAACCGGUUAAUAGACCUUCCAGAGGAUUACAGCGUGCUGCUUAACCAGGCCAGCCAUUUUAAGUGUCCAAACUCAUCGGAUGAUGAGCGAAAGCACCCGACACUGUGUAUGUUCUGUGGGGUCAUGCUAUGCUCUCAGAGCCCAUGCUGUCAGGUGCAGCUGGACGGUGAAGAGGUGGGAGCUUGCACAGCCCACGCUGCUACUUGUGGAGCCGGAGUAGGCAUGUUCCUCAGGGUGAGAGAGUGUGAGAUUGUUCUGAUGGCCAGCAGGACACGUGGAAGUACCUAUCCAGCUCCUUACCUCGAUGAAUACGGGGAAACAGAUCCUCAACUAAACCGUGGGAAUCCACUUCAUCUCUGUCCAGAGCGCUACAGGAAGCUGCACCAGCUAUGGCAGCAACAUUGCAUCCUUGAGGAGAUCGCCCGCAGUCUGGAGGUGCUCAGUGUCAUGUACGCUUUUGAUUGGCAGAUGCUCUGAGCUCAGGAGGAGGACUCUUAAAAUAUUUUACAAAUUCUCUGGGGGCUUUUGCAAAGCAAUGUUUUCUCUCUCAGCAUUUAAAAUAGUAGUUCAAACUGAAAAUUGCAGCAGCACAGGAUUAUUAUUAUGAUAAUUGUUUUUUUUUCCCACUUAAUUCCAGCUUUGCAUCCAGAAGUGUAUUACUGUGAAGUGGGGGUGAAAACACACUAUGUUUAUUGUACAGCUAGUGCUGUUUCCAGAAUUCAGUUGUCUCCGUUGUAUACGAGUGUCAAGAGAUGAAAAAAAGUGAGACAGCUUUCUAUUGUCUUGCGUAUGCACUUUUUGCAAAAAAUGCUUUCCAUUCUUGUUUGUGUAAUUGCUCACCCAGUGAUCAUCCUCCUCAGAUAUGAACAUGUCACCUUUUCUCUGUACUCUAUUAAAAAAACAAACAAAAAAAACUCAUAACUGUGAAUAUAGUAUACUUAAUGUAAACAUAUGUAAACUUUAUUUUGCCAAUCUGUUUACUUCUGGUGCAGUGUAUGUUUUUCCUCAUAUAACACAAAUAUGUAUAUAAAACACAAAUGAUAAAAAAAAUAUAUUUUACUAUAAAAAUGCAGCAAAUAUAUAAGAGAAAUCAGCACUACACAAACAGUUCCAAGUUGAUAAGCUCGGGAAAAGGCAAACACCGAUAACACCUACCUGUUCAUAAGGUAUAUAUAAAUUUAAUGUUAUAAUAAGUAAUAGUCAAAUUCAUGGUUGUGUUAAACUCUCUCACUACUUAUAUUUCCACAUCAGUUCUUUCAGAAGAAUUAAAGCUGAACUUCUAAAUGGUUUAAUUUUGCAGUUGCUCGUUUGCAUUGCUUGACAGUCGUUUUCUGGCUAAAUAAAAUACUGUUAUAAAAUA
Molecule: messenger RNA, 6659 nt
Organism: Silurus meridionalis
Lineage: Eukaryota; Metazoa; Chordata; Actinopteri; Siluriformes; Siluridae
Gene: ubr1
Product: ubiquitin protein ligase E3 component n-recognin 1
Exons: 46
Coding region: 473-5776 (1767 amino acids)
Biological process (GO): ubiquitin-dependent protein catabolic process via the N-end rule pathway; protein ubiquitination
Cellular component (GO): cytoplasm; ubiquitin ligase complex
Molecular function (GO): zinc ion binding; ubiquitin protein ligase activity
Source: RefSeq, a predicted model, not a curated record